Messenger RNA from Tigriopus californicus, 1314 nucleotides. RefSeq lists its product as uncharacterized. NCBI's taxonomy places the organism in Eukaryota, Metazoa, Arthropoda, Copepoda, Harpacticoida, Harpacticidae. Gene Ontology annotation, cellular component: membrane. The record is from RefSeq and is a predicted model, not a curated record.
AUCUCUAUUAUUCCAUGUAGAAGAGACCGAAGGGAGCAAGCAAUAUUUGGAGGAAAAGAUAACACUUGUUCGUUUCUGAAAAACAUCAACAAAUCUUGUCUCGAAGAAGCAAUGGAAGAGAGAGAGCUUGAGUCCGUAUCAGAAGUUGAGCCCGUUCCAAGCCACAAAUGGAUUUUCGAGACCAUUCCACACAGCUACCAUGUGCUCCUGGUGUUGGCCUCCAUCCUCACUAUUUCCCCCGUGAUAUUAGUGACCGAAUACCAAGACUUGGAUCCUUUUGUUUUGGCCUCAGUCCGCAGUGCCAUCAUUUCAUUGCUUCGGCUUUUUAUACUGUGUCCGUAUACUACAGUUUCCGUUACAUGAACUUGGCAGAUUCUCGAACCAUUUCGGCUUUUCAACCCGUUCUCGUGUCCAUCAUCGCUUGUGUGGUCUUGUCCGAAUCGUGUGGAAAGAUGGACUAUUUGGCCCAUGCGCUCUUUGGGAUGGCCACCCUGAUCCUCAUGAGACCAGCUUUGGUUUUUGGAUUGCCUGGGGACUCUAUUCUCAGUCGACAGUAUUUGAUGGACUUCAUGCUCACCACGGCCGGGACCUUCUUUCAAGCUGGUGGUUUCACCGCCACCCGAGUGGUGCUUGAUGUGGAUGUAUGUGUGAUUUUGAUAUGGAAUGGUUUGUUCGCCAUCAUUCCAUCUUUGGCACUCUCGUUGAUUUUUGGCACGUUCCAUUUGCCAACAGCGGAACAUGCAAAUGUCCUUAUCAUUUGUGGAGUUAUGGCCUUUCUCGGACAAGGAUGCUUAACCAUAGCCUUGCAGGUGGAAGAGGCUGGAAAAGUGGCCUUAAUAUCAAAAUCGUAUGAUAUGAUUGUGACUUUUAUGAUCCAAGUGGCCUUUUAUGAGGCGGUUAUAGACCUUCACACUUCUGUUGGAUUUGCUUUGCUCGUUAUGGCCAUGGUGAUCAUGACUUUGAAGCUUCACAUGGAUUCUUCAUAUCAAAGGCUGGACGGUGGAAAAUGUUGGUGGAUUGAAUACACUUGAAACCAUCUGAAGUUUGUGCUCAUUCUGGUGCAAUUUGAGAGACUGUCAAUAUUUCUGAUGGGCUUAAUUAUCAAAAAGCCCCGCGAUGGUGGCGGUCAACUUUGGUGUCAGAAAUCAACCCAAACUCCACGGGAGGACUGGAAUUUUUUUUUAAACCAUCCUGCUGAGGGUUGAAACCUGAUUGACUCCGAAUCUAAUCCUGGUUGCAAUUACUUUUUGACAAAGAAUGCUCUUUUGUGGUAAUCUUCUCGUAAUUGAAAACAAGCGCAACCGUUGAGAUGGA